Molecule: messenger RNA, 828 nt
Organism: Gloeophyllum trabeum ATCC 11539
Lineage: Eukaryota; Fungi; Basidiomycota; Agaricomycetes; Gloeophyllales; Gloeophyllaceae
Exons: 6
Coding region: 1-684 (227 amino acids)
Biological process (GO): transcription initiation at RNA polymerase III promoter; DNA-templated transcription
Cellular component (GO): RNA polymerase III complex
Source: RefSeq, a predicted model, not a curated record
AUGUUCCAGCUCUCGAUCAUCAAAGACACCCUCCCCAUCCUCCCCGCCGCCUUUGCCCUCCCGCCCGAGCAGGCGCUCACCGCCGCCAUCAACAAAAAGUACGCCAACCGCGUGCUGCACGACGUCGGGCUGUGUAUUGCCGUCUUCGACCUCGUCAGCGCGAGCGAGGGGCGCGUCAGGUACGGCGAUGGGUGUUUGUGGUAUAAAGUGACGUUUAGGAUGGUCGUGUUUCGCCCGUUUGCGGGGGAGGUGCUGUUGGCGCGCGUCAAGUCGUCCGACGAGGACGGGAUACGCUUGACACUCGGCUUCUUCGACGACAUGUACGUCCCCCCCGCCUACCUCCCCCAGCCCUCCGCCUUCGACCCGAACGAACGCGCCCACUUCUGGCUUGCAGACGCCGGCCCCGAGCAGGGCACGCACGAGCUGCUCGACUCGCCCGUGGCUGCGCGCAUGUACAUAGAUAAAGGCGAGGUCGUGCGCGUGCGCGUCGAGAUGGAUGAGUUCUACGACGACGAGCCCGGCCCGCCGAAAGCCUCCGAGGGCGUGCGCGUCGAGCGCGAGCAGCGCAGGCCGCCGUAUACCGUCACCUGCUCCAUCGCCGAACAAGGCCUCGGCCCCACCUCCUGGUGGAAAGCCGCCGAAGCGGUGCUCGAAGGCGAGGGCGAGGAGAUGGACCAGGGCUAACCAUGAAGACGCAUCCAAGGGCAGCUGGCGCUGGCGGAUAACAGAAGCGUGUAUAUGUAUUUAUGCAUAUGUAUGAAGACAACGAACCCCGCGUCUCUCCCCCUUCCCCUCAGCACAUGUAUUCUCCAUCAAGGAUGAACAUAC